AUGAACAGGCAUCACACCUUUACCAAUGGCUAUGCCGCCAACAAGAAGCGAGAUGACGAUGCCUACCGCCCCUACACCGACCGCUCCGACCUCGAGAGCAAGUACAUUUGGGGCCUCCCCGACCUAGUUGAGGACGAGAAGGCGGAUUCUUCCUUCGAUCGAAAAUUCGAGCCUCGAAAACGAGCCCUUCAUACACGAUGGCGACUGCUCCGGUUGGGCUUGAUGGUCCUGGCCACAUGCUCCUUGGCCUUCUACUUCUUCUUUCCCUCCAACUCCACUCUGUCCCUGUUGUCGAGUGGUUCGGCCGCUUCGUCCCAGUACGAUGAUAUCGAGACACUGCGGUACUAUGACCUCGAGGAUGUGCAGGGUACCUCGGUGGGCUGGGAGAGGGAAGAACGAGUCCUGCUAUGCACACCGCUGCGAGAUGCAGCACCACAUUUGCCCAUGUUCUUCGCCCAUCUACGAAACUUCACCUACCCUCAUCACCUCAUUGACCUCGCUUUCCUUGUUUCCGAUUCCAAGGACAACACCGAAGAGUUGCUCUCUCAAAUGCUCGAAGCACAACAAGCCGACCCGGAUCCGUCGCAGCCAUACGGAGAGAUUUCGGUCAUACACAAGGAUUUCGGGCAGGCAGUUGGUCAAGAUGUGGAAUCCAGACACGGUUUUGCGGCCCAAGCCAGCCGAAGAAAAUUGAUGGCGCGGGCACGGAACUGGCUGCUCAGUGCGGCUCUGCGGCCAUAUCACAGUUGGGUGUAUUGGCGUGAUGCUGAUGUCGAGACGUGUCCCUACACCAUCAUUGAAGAUCUCAUGCGGCAUGACAAAGAUGUCAUUGUACCUAAUAUCUGGCGGCCCUUGCCGGACUGGCUUGGGGGUGAACAACCCUACGAUCUCAACUCCUGGCAAGAAUCCGAGACUGCCAUUGCCCUCGCCGAAUCUCUAGACGAAGACGCCGUCAUUGUCGAAGGCUACGCAGAGUAUGCCACCUGGCGGCCUCACCUUGCCUACCUCCGCGACCCCUAUGGGGAUCCCGAUGUCGAGAUGGAACUGGACGGCGUUGGCGGAGUCUCCAUUCUCGCCAAAGCCCGCGUUUUCCGUGCCGGUGUUCACUUCCCGGCCUUCUCCUUUGAACGGCACGCCGAGACUGAAGGAUUCGGGAAGAUGGCCAGACGCAUGAAGUUUUCUGUCGUUGGACUCCCACAUUACACUGUGUGGCAUCUGUAUGAACCGUCCGUGGAUGACAUCCGGCACAUGGAGGAAAUGGAGCGUGAGAAACGCGAACGGGAAAAGCAGGAGAAAGAAAACGCCGACCAGGUCAAGAAGCUCGACGACGAAUUCCGACAGGUGGGCUCUCAAUGGGAGCAGGAUAAGGAAGCUAUCGCGGCCGUCAUCAAGAAGGAAGGUGUGCAGUUGAUCAACACGAACGCUGACAAGAGCGAGAAGGCCGCCUUGGCCGAUCAAGACGAGGAGAGCGGCUGA
This is a messenger RNA of Fonsecaea erecta, 1476 nucleotides long. RefSeq lists its product as hypothetical. The transcript has 2 exons. Lineage: Eukaryota; Fungi; Ascomycota; Eurotiomycetes; Chaetothyriales; Herpotrichiellaceae. Gene Ontology annotation, biological process: protein N-linked glycosylation; cell wall mannoprotein biosynthetic process. The record is from RefSeq and is a predicted model, not a curated record. Bases 1 to 1476 code for a protein of 491 amino acids. Gene Ontology annotation, cellular component: mannan polymerase complex. Gene Ontology annotation, molecular function: alpha-1,6-mannosyltransferase activity.